This is a messenger RNA of Spirodela intermedia, 3517 nucleotides long. The record is from the annotation of a GenBank genome assembly. Lineage: Eukaryota; Viridiplantae; Streptophyta; Magnoliopsida; Alismatales; Araceae.
AUGCCUUCCCUCAGGAUGUCAGCAAAUAUCUUCUGGCAAGAUUGCCCCAUUGGCAAACUCGACAGGCAGAAACUGCUCAACCAGAAAGGCUGUGUUGUGUGGAUUACUGGCCUCAGCGGAUCAGGUUUCAUUAUAUUAUCACUCCUCUAAAAUGGCUCCUGCGUUGAAGCAUGUUUUAAGUUCUCAGAAGACCAGAUAUUUCGUUUUAAAUUUAGAUGAUAACCGUGUGGGGCUGUUAAUUCUUUGACAUAUGCGUGGAAAGUCUAUCAACGAAGUAGAUUGCUACCUGUUAUUUCUUUGCAUUUUGACCUUUCGGAGGACCGUCAAUGAUUCAAAGCAUAUUCCGAAGGGGUUUUUUCUUUAUUCUACUAUAUUCAUGAGCUCAGAUUGUCAAUAAAAAUUCCCAGGAUUAUUUUGUCAAAAAAAAUCUCUUCUCGAGUCAGAUAAACAACAGGAAGGAUGUUGGAUAAUCUUUGGCACUAGAAAAUAAUAAUACUAAGUAAGCACCUCAAAAUAAGGAUCUCCCUUGAGCAAAAACAUUUAAUAGGAAGAAGAAUCCAUACUGGCAGUACGAGUCUUCUCUAAAGCUGUGUUGCGGAGGCAGCUGAAUUUGUGGAGAACUGGGUAAUGCUUCUUUUGCGGAGGGAGCUGAAUGUUACUUCAGAUGGUGUAACCAUUCGACAAAUGACACCUUGAAACUAGAAAAUCAAGGCUUCUUUUUCUAUUUUCCAGGGUGCAUGGGAGCUAUUGUCUAUGAUGUGUUGAUGAUUUUAUCUGCAUGCAUGCAGAUUUAUAUAUAGAUAGAUGUCACUGUGAACCGACACCGUGCUUUCAUUGUGCACCUCCACCCAGAUAUGGAACCUUCAUAGUUUGCCUUACAUUACCACCAUUGUUCUAGAAGAUGAUUUUCGUUGUGAUUUAACAAAAAAAAACCCUAGCUCUUGCUUGGGAUGAAGUAACAUUGCCACAAUGUUUGACAGGGAAAAGCACUCUGGCAUGCACAGUGGGUAGAGAUCUACAUUCUAGAGGAAAGCUUUCUUACAUACUUGAUGGAGACAAUCUUAGACAUGGACUGAACAAAGACCUUGGUUUUAAAGCAGAAGAUCGUGCAGAAAAUAUUCGCAGAGUUGGUAAGUGUCAUCCUCUUGCUUAGCAAUUUAGGUGCACGCAAUAUUCAGGAGAAAGCUCAGUUCAUGAUCCUUUGGUACGUAUUGUUUUUUCUGGAGGGUUGGUCGGCCAUCUGUUUCAUGGAACAAGCAAUAAAUACUGGAGGGAGAAAGUAUUUUUUCUUUUUCACUUUCUACAGUUUUAGUAUCAUAAACUGGACAAAAACUCCAUAUUGCCCAGGUGCAUCACGUAGGAAUCAAGGCAGUUCCUCACUCAUUGUUGGGGCCGAAUUUAUUCAAUUCCGAAUUCUUUUACAUCCGCGCUCAUGCAAUUAAUCUGAUUGCCAGAUAGAGAUUUUAGAAUAUGACUACUUCAAAUCAUAAAGAGAACGUUCUGCCAAUUGAAUAAUUAACCAUAAUAAUUGGAAUUGUGAGGUACACAGAUGGCAUAUAGUUAGCACGUAGGCAGUGAUUAAUAAUAUAAAAUAUUUAUUAGAGGUUUCCACUGCUCAACACAUGAGAUGAAAUGAACCUAGGCGCAUUAGGUCAACAUGAAGAAUGAAAGUUGAGAAAAGAAAAGAUAAUAAGAUGGCAAAAAAGAAGGAUGGAGCAGAAAAACUCUCGGCACCUUGUUGCUGUCAUUGACUUACACUGAUUGAAUUUUCAUGUUUCAUUCCAUUUAUCUCAUCCAAGGGGAAGUGGCAAAGCUGUUUGCGGACGCAGGUCUGAUUUGUAUCACUAGCUUGAUAUCUCCAUAUAGAAGAGAUCGUGAGGCUUGUCGAGCUCUUUUUUCUGAUGCAAGCUUUAUUGAGGUGAGUUUGGCGGCUAUAGCAUUUGUCUGAUGGUGAGGUUAAAGAAAAUUUUCUGCUUCACUUGUGUUUUGGUUCUUUCUCUUUAGAUUUUCAUGAACAUGCCUCUGGAAUUGUGUGAAGCGAGGGAUCCUAAAGGUCUGUACAAACUUGCGCGUGCUGGAGUGAUUAAAGGUGUGUUGUACUGACUUCAACUAAUUAGAAAGCUGACGUCAGUUGCUUCUUAGAGCCACCCCUGAAGAUGCCCACAUCGUAAUACACAUAUAUGGACCUCCUAUAGUUAUUCCUGUCCACACAAAAAAAAUGGCACACAUAUUUAUGACAGAUGACUGAAUUGUAUUUUAGAUCGUCCUAAACUACGUAAUAUUGGAGUAGCCUAGUCGUGCAUUCUGAUAGAGAACUUGUGAACCUGUUAGUUUUAGGGAUCCUGCAACUAUGUAGUUAGUGAAAAUGGUUCGAAGCAGAAAAGUAAGGCAGAUGGAAGUUGUGGAAAAAGAAAUAGCACUUUGAUGAAAGAAAUACAGGCUUCGUGUCCGGUGGAAACCCAUUGAGGAAGCUGUUUGCUGAAUCAAUGAAUCGCCACUUGACAACCAAUGCCAUUUUUAUAGAGGUUUUGGAUUUGUAGCUUAUUUUUUGGCUAAUAUCUUCAAAUCAUUAGUUUUCUUUAACUAACCUAUCAUCCCUAGAACUCGAGAAUUCUUCAGUGUUCCUAGGAUAACUUGCAUCACACUCAAAUAUCGAUGCACUCUAUAAUGUCUUUCCCCUUACGAUUCAUAUUUUCUUGCAGGUUUUACUGGUAUUGAUGAUCCAUAUGAGCCCCCUCUCGAUUCCGAGGUAGAUUAGUCUGCAUUAAUCAACUGCUUCCUUUGGAUUGAUGUGAAUACGUGGAGAUAGAUGUCUUCUCUGGAUACACUGUUUCAUUUAACAUUGCAUUCCUCUCCUUACAGUUGUUUGGGGCAAUGCUUUUGACUUUUCAGAUUAGUUUUCUUGACUAUUUUCUAUGGUUUUGCCAACCUGUUGAGACUCAUACGAUUCGAGUCCUUUGUUUAUAGUACCAAUCCUCGCUAUGCAUCAGGAUUAGUUGAGUUUCAUAGCUAAAGCUUUCUCGAAUGAAACAUAUAAAUGUUCCACGGUUUAUUAUGGGGUUUUAUUAUGAGCAUUUUCCCCAAUAAUUUCAAAUUAGAUUAAAAAAAUAUCAAUCUUGAUUUCAUGAGAAUGGGCAAGUUGAAACUUGGGCAGAUCUAAGAGGAACCACAUGAGAAGCCAGAACAUCUUAGCGGUGUUCGAGACUACAACUGCCUGGAUCCUACUGUGUCAAGAACCAUCAUAUUUAGCUUGCAAUGGACGGCUGAACAUCUGUUAGCAAUCCGAACAGAAACGAUUCCAAAAACUUCAACAAUUUUCUGAAGAUGUGAAAUAUGUCGGUUUCCAUAUCACCGUUUUGCUCUAUUUUUGUUGAUUCGGUUCCUUCUAAGGGAACGAUUUUUAUUUUUAUUUUUGCAGAUAGAAAUAGGACUGAAAGAUGGAAUCUGCCCCCCUCCUAGCGAGAUGGCUGGGGUAGUGGUCUCGUACUUAGAGGAGAAUGGCUUUCUCCACGAGUAA